AUGUCAUAUGUGAUUUCUGGGAAUUCGAACAAGAAUAAAGACGAGUUUUCAAAUUCGGAUUCAAGCUCGAGUACCGACGUGAGAAUGGAGCAUUCUGGGCGUCCAGCAAAAAGAGUUCGAAGAGCCUCGACAGAUGACUCUUCCUUGGAUGCCAAUUCUCUUCAACAAUCAACAGAGAAGUCCCAAGAUACUUUAGCACACGAGAAACAGGCCAGUUAUGCAGAAUUUAUCUGUUCAUCAUCCUCAGAAACAGAAUUUAGAAGAGGCGUUAGAAGAAAACGAGAUUCUCAGGCUUCUGAUGAGGAUCACGAAUCUUCUUCGAGUUCUCUUACAGAAUUUUGUCCAUCAGUAAAAAGAGUACGGACAUCUCGCAAAUCUCAAUCUCCGCAUAAAUCGAGCACUUCUUCUCUUACAGAAAUAUCAGAGGUUUUAUCUUCAUCGUCAGACACAGAUAGUGAAACGCAAGAACCACCAUCGCCUCCAGAAACUCCAGCUCAUCCUCGCAAACGUCAAUUGAUACAGUCAGAAUCAUCAGAUGAAACUGAGGAGGACACGGAUGUGACAACAGAACCACAAUCUCCCUCAGAUAUCCCAAUACCGCAGAAUCCAUGUAAAAUUUGCGGCGGUUUUGAUCCAAUGAACACACAAUACUCACUUAUGGUUUGUGUUGGCUGUCAAAUAUGUGUCCACACAGAUUGUUAUGGAAUAUCCGAUCGAAAACCAAUGGGUAGAAGUUGGCGUUGCGAUCCAUGUCUUAAUGGACGAAUCCGCAAUGCAAUAAAAGUUAAAAAGUGUGUUCUUUGUAGUCAUUCAGAAAAGGAAAAUAAUGCAAUGAAGAGAACGAACGGAAAUAAUUGGGCACACGUCUUGUGUGCUACUUUUAUUCCAGAGACAUCAUUUUAUGAACCCGAAAAUGUUUUUUUAAUUAUGGAUGUUGAAGAUAUAAAGGAUCAACGUUGGAAUGUGGUCUGUUCGAUAUGUCAGAAACCUGGCGGUGCAUGCAUUCAAUGUUCUAGUUCUUGCAACAAAUAUUUCCAUGUAACUUGCGCACAGGAAGCUGGUUGUCACUUAGGGUUCGAAGUAAAUGCUGUUUCAUUACGAUCAGAUGCUACAAAGACGUCAUCUUCAUCAUCCAAAUCUAAAUCAGAAUCUCCGGAUAAUCACAUAGUUGGUAUGAAUCAAAAUAUAAAUGAUGGAUUUAAUGGAGAAAUGAUAUGUAAAGUUUAUUGCAAUGAUCAUGGUAUACCCGAAGGUUUUUUGACCAUGAACACGCGAGAUCCGCAAUCGCAUCAGUCUGCGCUGUAUGCAUACAUCAAAAAACAUAAGAAAUAUGACUUAUCCAAAAGAGGGUACAAGUUAAAAACUAGAUACACUCUGACAAUACCAGAGCACAUUAAAAAACAAAUUGAAGCGCAAAAGGCCUGGUAUGAAUUAUCAACUACGGACGAUGAUAACAAGAAAUGCUUACAUUGUUCGGUAACCCGUACGAUAAAGUGGUGGCCUGCUAACUGGCCUUAUUUACCAAGAUCUGACAGGAUCUCAAUAAGGAAUUCUCUAGACAUUAUUUGCCAUCGAUGCUAUCAAAAAGAGAAGGCAUCAAUUAGCGAAAGUCCAGAAGACGGAAUUAAAAUUGAAGAUAUUAAACACGAGAAAGAAUUUUAA
Messenger RNA from Acaulospora morrowiae, 1662 nucleotides. Lineage: Eukaryota; Fungi; Glomeromycota; Glomeromycetes; Diversisporales; Acaulosporaceae. The record is from the annotation of a GenBank genome assembly.